Molecule: messenger RNA, 4677 nt
Organism: Protopterus annectens (West African lungfish)
Lineage: Eukaryota; Metazoa; Chordata; Ceratodontiformes; Protopteridae
Gene: MVP
Product: major vault protein
Exons: 17
Coding region: 219-2789 (856 amino acids)
Cellular component (GO): cytoplasm; nucleus
Molecular function (GO): protein binding
Source: RefSeq, a predicted model, not a curated record
UCACGCAUACUACUGGGGUGGGAAACACAAUUACCAAUUCAUUACAGUACGCAUAAAUCUCAUUGAUUCAAGAAACUCAAGGGCUUAACAACAGUAUGAGCAGUAAACAGCAGGUUUCUACCUCCUCCCACAAAAAAAAGGGAGUGAUUCAAAGGAGAGGCUAGCAUUCUAGUACUAACAGCCUUUCGUCUCAAUCACGGAUCGGCAGCAGGUGACCCAUGGCUUCUAGAAGAAUGGCAGAAGAAUCAAUAUACCGUAUCCCUCCCUACCACUACAUCCAUGUCCUGGAUCAGAACACCAAUGUGGCCCGAGUGGAGAUUGGGCCAAAGACAUACAUCCGUCAGGACAAUGAGAGGGUGCUGUUUCCACCUGAGAAGAUGAUUGUAGUACCCCCACGUCAUUACUGCAUCAUUCAGAAUCCUGUGGUACGGGAUGAUGAUUUGAAAGUGGUGUUUGAUGAGCUGGGGCAGGCCAAACUUCGUCAUGCCGAUCAGGAGGUUCGACUGGCUCAGGACCCUUUCCCACUGCACCCAGGCGAGGAAGUCAGACAGACUGUCUCCCCCCUACAAAUUGUUUUGCCCAAUACAGCACUGCGUCUUCAGGCACUGCUCGACUUUGAGUCUGAAAGUGGUGAAAAAAGAGUUGCAGGGGAUGAAUGGAUCUUUGAGGGGCCUGGCACCUACAUUCCUCAGAAGGAAGUAGAGGUUGUUGAAACCAUCCAGGCCACAGUGAUCAGGCACAACCAAGCCAUCCGUUUACGUGCACGAAAAGAAACAAGAGACCGAGAAGGAACUAAGCGAUUCACUGGUGAGGAGUGGUUAGUUAAGAAAGUUGGAGCUUACCUUCCUGGGGUGUAUGAGGAGGUUGUAGAUAUUGUGGAUGCAAUUGUCCUCACAGAAAAGAAUGCAUUGCACAUACGUGCUUCCAGAACCUUCAAGGAUGACAACGGAAUUGUACGAAAGACCGGUGAAGAAUGGCUGGUUACCAUGAAAGACACAGAAGCGCAUAUUCCAAAUGUGUAUGAAGAGGUUGUGGGUAUUAUUGACAUCACCACUCUCAACAGCCGCCAGUACUGUGUCAUCCUCGACCCAGUUGGCCCAAAUGGCAAACCACAGCUGGGGCAGAAGAAGGUUGUCAAGGGAGAAAAGUCAUUUUUCCUUCAACCUGGUGAGCUACUGGAAAGCGGUAUUCAGGAUGUUUACAUCUUAUCAGAGGAAGAAGGCUUGGUGUUAAAGGCAAAUGAAGCAUUCAAAGAUGUAGAUGAGAAUGGAAAGGAGGUGGAGAGGAGACCAGGAGAUCGGUGGAUGAUCCGGGGACCUCUAGAUUAUGUUCCACCAGCAGAGGUGGAGGUGCUGCUUAAACGGCAGGCAAUUCCACUUGAUGAGAAUGAAGGCAUCUAUGUGCGGGACAUCAAAUCUGGCAAGGUGAGGGCUGUAAUUGGUGAGACCUAUAUGCUAACCCAGGAUGAAGAAUUGUGGGAGAAGGUACUCCCUGGCAAUGUGGAGGCUUUGCUUAUGGCUGGGAAGGACCCCUUGGCUGACCGCUCAGAUCGCAGUCGAGGAACAGAAGAACCAAAAGUUCGUGACAAGACCCGAGUGGUGUCCUACCGUGUGCCCCACAAUGCUGCUGUGCAGGUGUAUGACUACCGUGAGAAAAAAUCCAGGGUGGUAUUUGGCCCAGAGAUGGUAAUGUUGGGUCCAGAUGAGCAGUUCACCGUCCUCAGUCUAUCAGGAGACACACCCAAACGUUCCAAUGUCAUAAAAACGAUUUGUCUCCUGCUAGGGCCAGACUUCUGCACAGACAUUAUUAAUAUUGAGACAGCAGACCAUGCCAGGCUGCAGCUGAAGCUGUCCUACAACUGGCACUUUGAAGUAAAAGACCAAAAAGAUGAAGCUGAUGCAGCAAAGAUCUUCAGUGUCCCAGACUUUGUAGGUGAUGCAUGCAAGGCCAUAGCUUCUCGUAUCAGAGGAGCCGUUGCUUCAGUCAACUUCGAUGAUUUCCACAAGAACUCAAAUCGGAUCAUCUGCUCAGCUGUGUUUGGCUAUGAUGACAACAUGAAGUUGCGAAGCUCCUUCAGGUUUGUUCAGAACAGCCUAGUAAUCACCAGUGUGGACAUUCAGACUGUGGAACCUGUUGAUCAGCGCACACGAGACUCAUUGCAAAAAAGUGUGCAGUUGGCUAUCGAAAUCACUACAAACUCCCAAGAAGCUGCAGCCAGGCAUGAAGCAGAGAGGCUGGAACAGGAAGCCCGGGGCCGUCUGGAGCGUCAGAAGAUCUCUGACCAGGCUGAAGCAGAAAGAGCAAGGAAGGAACUCCUAGAACUUGAAGCUCUCAGUACUGCCGUGGAGAGCACCGGAGCAGCUAAAGCUGAGGCUCAGUCCAAAGCGGAAGCAGCCAGGAUCGAAGGUGAGGGAGCUGUUCAACAGGCCAAGCUGAAGGCAGAGGCACUUGAAAUUGAAACGAAUGCAGAGCUGAUGCGUCUUUCAAAGGCUCGCGAACAUGAGCUGGGAUUCCUCAGUGCGAAGAAUAAGCUGGAGACUGAGAAAGUCAAAGAGCUGGCUGAGAUUGAGGUGAAGAAGUUCCAUGAAAUGGUGGCCAGCAUUGGAUCGACCACCCUUAGGGACAUUGCCAUGGCAGGCCCGGAGCUUCAGGUGAAGCUACUGAAAGGACUUGGCCUACAGUCCACUCUUAUCACAGAUGGUAGUACUCCUAUUAAUCUCUUUUCCACUGCCCAUGGCCUCCUGGGAAUGGUGCCCAAAUCCAUUGAACCAAAGUCAGAUGAUGAGUGAAGCCAAAGCUUAUCCUGCCACUAAAGAAAAUUACCUCAUAUUCUUGCUACUAUCGCAGGGUUUCUAAACAAAACUAUUCACCUAGAGGGGAUUUCACGUAUUAUAAUCAGCAUAAUUAAUCCCAUGGCAAAUAUGGGUCCUCUGACCGUUGUGCUUUUCACAUGAACAGAGAUUUCACUGAUACUGGCCCUUGGUGUGGUGUUAGGAUGGAUAUGAAACUGCUGAGAAGGUGCCGAAAUGUAUAGAAUUACAUAUAAUGGCUUGGUGUCCAGAUAUUUGUGCAUUUUUGUUGCCAUUUCAUGUUCUUGAGAAGAGUUGCGUGAAACAAUCUUCAUUUUCUGUAGACUGCAUUUUUAGCACACCUGUCUGUUGUCUAAUGACAAUCUUUUUUCUCUGUAAAGUUCUUUUCUGCCUUUUAUAUAAAAUGUACUCUGUGGCGCCAUAUUCUGGUGUUCUAUAGAGAUUUGCAUUUCAAGUUAUAACUGUAUUGGGGGAGAUUUUGUGUUCAUUCAUUUUUUUCCCUGUGGAGCUAUAUAAAAAAAAAAAUACAAAAAAAUUACAUGAAUUUCUUUUUUUUCUUCCAGACUUUGCAAUACCAUGAUUGAGCAACUGGUUCUCAGACAAAAACAUAAAGUACAGAAAGAAUAUUGUUUAGAAAAGCUGAGAGUUUGAAAUGUAAUGAAUCUUACAGUUCAGCUGUCUUGCUCUUUGCAUACAGUACUGCACUAUUUUAUUGAGUUAGACACCAGCCAAGGAAGGAUAAUCACCAGAUGAUGCGAUAACCUGUGUACUCAUUAUUUUGAUAGCACCUUAAAUGGAGGGAGAAUGUGUGACUUGUGGUCACAUGACAUGUACAUGACACCACCAUUGCUUUCUGGAUCACAAAAUAGAGAACAGUGUGGCACGUGCUGCUUAUUAUGAAACAUUUAUGAGGCAUGUUGCUUAAAUCCCUUUCCCUCUCCUCUAUUCCUACCGUCCAUAGCUCUCCUUCUGCAGUUUAAAGAAGAUCCAUUCUGAUGGCUUAGGGCAUGGCUGAAAAACAGCUGCAAGGGAUCAGUUCAUUUACUAUGCUAAUACAUCAUUAAGAAUAUGUAAAUGCUUUAGUGAUCUGACCUCUUGCUUCUUGGGAAUAGGCUACUGCAGUGGCGUUAUCACAAAAUGGGUGCCUUGUAGCUGAGAUGAACAGGAACUAGUUACAAUACUCUGCUCAUAUUCUGCAUUAUGAAAUGUACGGCUUUUUACCGGCUACUUGUCUUGUAGCUUUGUAUCCUGCCUGCACUGCUGGGUUAUUACUGAAGCUUUGAGCACCAGCAUUAAAUAUGCAGUCAUUUUUAUUGUGCUUUUCUUUUAUCUUUAGAGUACACUUAUCCAGCUUGAUUCUGCGCACUUGUUUUACAGCUGGAUAAGUAAGAAACUGCAGCAAGGUGUACAUUAAAAGAACACAAUUUAUGGGGCUGCUAAGACACAAAGCAAGUGUUUCACUUAUUGUCCUGCCAUGUGCCAGAGAGCUGCAUGGCUUAAAUGGAUACCUUAGAGUGGUUACAUUUACAUGUGCACUUAUAUGGGUGUGCAGAUUAAAGCAAUCUUUUGAAGAUGCUGCCAGUGAGAUUUUGUUUAUUGUUUUCUUGCUAUCUUGUAAACACCCUUUAUACUACACCUGGUGGAAUUCAGUUUAGUAUGGCUACAGUUUGCCAUUUUUGUGCCUUGGUUUACAAGAUUUUGUUUCAUUUCCCUCUGUUCCCUUGGAGCAGUAAUUCUAGAUGCUGUCAGUUGACUUUAGUCUUCUUUGUUGCAUGCACUGCAUCACACGUGGUGUUGUGUGAGUAGCAGAUUUCAUUUCUCUACAAAAUGUCCAAAUAAAUACAUACAGCUCAUAAAGUUGCUUUCA